AUGGUUGCACAUUCCCGGCGCUCCGGAGCAGUGGGUCUGGAGCCAGAGGUGGGAAUUCUGGGAGCGGCGGUACCCAGGAUCCCUGUGUGUCCGGCGGCUCGUCUUCUCACCUGCCACAAACACACUCAUUCCAGGCCUGCCGCACGGGUCACAGGCCGGAUCCGGUGCAGAGGCGCUCAUCUGCUGGUGGCUAAAGUGGGCUCGAAUUUUAGUGCUGUGCUGAGUGGGAAUGACGGCGGAGUAUCCAGCCACUGUACGUGCUGUGACCUGUGA
Knipowitschia caucasica is the source of this 273-nucleotide messenger RNA. The record is from the annotation of a GenBank genome assembly. Lineage: Eukaryota; Metazoa; Chordata; Actinopteri; Gobiiformes; Gobiidae.